UGGUCUCGUCUAUUAUGCAAGGAGCCUGUCGUCCCAAGCGUCAUUUCGCCAGUUUAACCCUGGCGGCCCGAAGGAGACAAGGUCUCGUGCAUGUUGCCCAAUUGGUGGGUAACGAAAGGAGACUGUGAAAUGAGACACCUGAAUUGGGAAAGAAAGAAGAAAGUUACUUUGACACAAUGUUUUUGACACAGUUUCUUUCUAGGCAUGCCUUUUUACAGAAAUCUUUAACAGGGAGCAGCUUUAGAGGCGUAAUUUCAACAUUUCCUAAAUCUUGUUGGAGUGAUUGUUUAAGAAGGGUGUCUACUCAGUGUGGCAAAUGCUGUUCUUCUAAAAUAGUUCUGGGAAUAGAAACUAGCUGCGAUGAUACAGGAGCUGCUGUGGUGGAUGAAACUGGCAACAUUUUAGGAGAAGCUCUGCAUUCUCAAAGUGAGGUUCAUUUAAAAACUGGUGGAAUUAUUCCUGUGGUCGCACGACAGCUUCACCAAGAAAACAUCGCGAGGAUAGUAGAACAAGCCCUAUCUGUCAGUGGCGUUUGUGCAGAAGAGCUCUCAGCUAUUGCAACAACUGUAAAGCCAGGACUUGCUUUAAGCCUUGGAGUUGGGUUGGACUAUAGUUUAGAACUGGUGGAGAAAUACAAGAAGCCUUUCAUUCCCAUCCAUCACAUGGAAGCACACGCACUUACUGUUAGGUUGACUAAUCAUGUGGACUUCCCAUUCCUAGUACUUUUGCUCUCUGGGGGUCACUGUAUACUAGCAGUAGCACAAGGAGUUUCAGAUUUUCUUCUCCUUGGACAGACAUUGGACAUUGCACCAGGGGACAUGCUGGAUAAGGUAGCCAGAAGACUUUCUUUACAAAAGCAUCCAGGUUACUCUGGCCUAAGUGGUGGGAAAGGAAUAGAACACUUGGCCCAACAGGGGAAUAUGCAACAUUAUGAAUUCAGAGUUCCCAUGGAACAGCAUUAUAAUUGCAACUUCUCUUUUGCUGGACUUCAGAGCGAGGUCACUAGAAUGAUCACACAAAAAGAAAAGGCAGAAGGCCUACAGGAAGGGCAAUUCCUGCCCUGCAUCGCAGACCUGGCUGCAGCAGUCCAGUAUGCAGUAACUGCUCACAUUGUAACUCGAACACACCGGGCCAUUCUUUUCUGCAGAAGGAAGGGUAUAUUACCGCAAAACAAAGCAACAUUGGUGGCUUCAGGAGGUGUUGCAAGUAACCAGUAUAUCCGCAAAGCUCUGCAGAUUGUAACAGAUGCCACUGAUUUCACUUUGCUAUGCCCACCUCCCAGGCUGUGCACUGACAAUGGUGUUAUGAUUGCAUGGAAUGGCAUUGAAAGACUUUGUGCAGGAUUGGGUGUUUUAUAUACCACAGAAGGCAUAAGAUAUGAACCAAAAGCUCCACUUGGGACUGAUAUUUCAGAUCAAGUCCAAAAAGCUUCCAUCAAAGUGCCAGCGCUAAAUCUGAUGUGAAAAGUGAAUGCUGUCAGCAACCAUUUUGAUGAGGACUCCAUGCCAGUUGCCUCAGCCUCAUGCCAUCUCUAAUACAGUGUGUCAUUUUCCUUAGGAUAUCAAAAUGAAAAAUAAAGUGAAAACAGCACAA
Messenger RNA from Rhineura floridana, 1593 nucleotides. RefSeq names its product O-sialoglycoprotein endopeptidase like 1 (gene OSGEPL1). Gene Ontology annotation, cellular component: mitochondrion. The transcript is spliced from 9 exons. NCBI's taxonomy places the organism in Eukaryota, Metazoa, Chordata, Lepidosauria, Squamata, Rhineuridae. Bases 177 to 1463 code for a protein of 428 amino acids. Gene Ontology annotation, biological process: tRNA threonylcarbamoyladenosine modification. The record is from RefSeq and is a predicted model, not a curated record.